AUGACUGUUGAAAUUACCCUUUACUAUCUGAGCGAGAAUGUGAGCAUCCAUGAUCCCGAGAACGUGUGCGCCCAGGAUGAGCCGAGCAACUCCGAGGCAGCUCAAAAAGCAAGCUGCACCAAGUGUGGCUCGCGGCUUUGGACAAAGAACAUCAUUGCUCCACACAUGAGCCGGUUCACGCUUAUUCCAAUCGAAGUUCUGGGGUUGGAUCCUUCUAACUUAGGAGGUAGAGAGCACCACAUGAAGAGAUUGGUGGAUUACUAG
Penicillium chermesinum is the source of this 264-nucleotide messenger RNA. RefSeq lists its product as uncharacterized. Bases 1 to 264 code for a protein of 87 amino acids. The record is from RefSeq and is a predicted model, not a curated record. The transcript is spliced from 2 exons. NCBI's taxonomy places the organism in Eukaryota, Fungi, Ascomycota, Eurotiomycetes, Eurotiales, Aspergillaceae.